GUGUCGUUAGCUUGAACCGUUGUUAUCUACAGAGCUGGGUGGUAAUCACACGGCUAAACGUGCUAUCUGAAUGUUCAUCUUACCGCUAAAAAUUUAUGUUUCAGUGUCUUGAUUGCCACGAUUUUAAUUAUAACUGUACUAUCUAUUAAGCGUGCCACCGUGAAAAACGUGCACGAAUAGUGAGAAAGAAUACGCCGGUGAUAUUCUGUGAAUCUUACCUUUUACUUUGCCGAAGAUCGUAUUUGAUUUUGAUCAAUUUACGACAUCGGUAUAGGAUUGCUUUAUCGAUUAAGAGAAGAUUGUGGUGCAUUUAAAUAAUGGUGCUAUAAUUUUUAGUAAAUUAUCGAAGACGAUGGAUUUGUUUAAAACGCGAUAUCCAAUACAACAAACCUAAUGUUUCAUUGAUUGAAAAACGUUGGUCGUGAUUACAGUGGUUGCUUGGUAGGAACGUGACUUCCAGAUUCGAUUUGAAGCAACUCCUUCUACGAAGGAUACCGAUCCUGGCAUGGCUGCCUCAAUAUAGUUUGUCGAAACUUUUGCACGAUGUUUUGGCAGGAUUGACCGUUGGUUUGACUGCUAUACCACAGGGCAUAGCUUACGCAAUUGUGGCCGGACUUCCAGCUCAGAGGGAAGAGAUGGAACGUGUGGAUAAAACAUAAAAGGAAGACUGUAGCGUGACGUUUAGUUUACCUUGCGAAUGUAAUCGCGUGUUGUUGUUUCUCGACGAUCGGAAAAAAAAUAUUGAUAAAAACGAACAGUUCGAUGGAAUGGUAGCCGGAAAGGCGGUUCUCGUUAGAUAAACUUUUGAAAACUUCAGUACGGCCUCUACAGCAGUUUCAUGGGAUGCUUGGUUUACUUGGUGUUCGGUAGCUGCAAGGACAUCACUGUGGGUCCUACGGCAAUAAUGGCAUUACUGUCGCAAAAUCAUGUUAUAAGACUGGGAGAUGAUAUCGCGGUGCUUCUAUGUUUCCUGACAGGCUGCGUGAUUACGUUUAUGGGAUUGUUCCGCUUGGGAUUUCUUGUCCAGUUUGUUAGCAUGCCAGUGAUCUCUGGAUUUACUAACGCAGCUGCAAUAAUAAUUGGAACAUCUCAGUUGGGCACGUUGCUUGGUUUGAGUGGCAGAAGCGAUUCCUUUAUCGACGCAGUUACCAAAGUUGUCAAUCACAUAAAUGAAAUUACUUUCUGGGACCCGAUAUUAGGAGUCUGUUCGAUGAUCUUACUCGUUUGUCUUAAAAAAUUACCUGCAAAGAAAAGCGGCACGGCGUUGCAAAAAUUCAUGUGGGUAACAUCGUUGGCGAGGAACGCUGUAGUCGUCAUUGUUGGAAUAAUAUUAAGCUAUUCGUUAUACUCUUACGGUAUUAAACCCUUUAAAAUUACUGGACAUAUAACGGAAGGUUUACCGCCGUUCUCUCCGCCACCAUUUUCUCUUGUGAAAGGAAACCAUACGUAUAACUUUGAGGAGUUAAUUGGUGAACUCGGAAGCACUGUCAUUUCAGUCCCGCUGAUUGCCAUUUUGGAGAGCAUUGCCAUUGCUAAAGCUUUUGCCAAAGGGAAGACCGUUGAUGCUAAUCAAGAGAUGCUGGCUUUGGGACUGUGCAACCUUUUCGGCAGCUUUUCUCGAUCAAUGCCAACCACAGGGAGCUUCACAAGGACCGCCGUAAACAACGCUUCGGGUGUAAAAACACCGAUGGGCGGUGUAAUUACUGGAUGCCUGGUGCUUUUAGCGUGCGGCCUUCUGACCUCGACUUUUCAAUUCAUCCCGAAGGCAACACUCGCUGCAGUCAUUAUAGUCGCCAUGUACUACAUGCUUGAACUUCAUAUUUUCACCGUACUUUGGAGAACGAAAAAGACCGAUUUGAUACCUUUGACGGUGACUUUGUUGAGCUGCUUGGCAAUUGGUCCAGAAUACGGCAUGAUUGCCGGGAUCGCGGUAAAUCUAAUUCUCCUGCUCUAUUUCGCGGCCAGACCUGGAUUAUUGAUCGAGGAACGUGUUGUCGAUGGGCUGACGAUUCUGUUUGUAUCGCCGAAACAAUCGUUGAGCUACCCAGCUGCGGAAUAUCUUCGUGAACGGGUGAUGUCGUGGUGUGAUGCCAGAGUAGGGACUAUUCCCGUGGUAGUGGAAGGUCGUCACGUGCUUAGAAUCGAUGCAACCGUCGCCAAGAACCUCGCUUUGCUGCUGGCCGACUUGGAAACCAGGGACCAGAAGCUGGUGUUCUGGAAUUGGUGCGAGGAAGCCAAGAGAACUUUGAUAAGCUACGAUGCUUCUCUCACGAUGUCCUUCAGAAGUUCCGGCAGCAUAGCUCAAAUAUUUUCAGGUAGAAUCGCGUUACCUCAUGUUCCACGCGAGUGAAAUUUUGAAUCUAACGAAUGCACGGGACACUUGCCUCUGAAAUCUUCCUAAGCUUCGUCUAACGAGAGCUGCUCUUCUCUUUUCAACCUGUUCGCGUUUAACGAAGCCUCACGAAACGCUGAAGGUAUUUUAUUUAACGAUGGAACACGUCUCGGCCAAGAUUAGUUCUUCGUGCAACUUCAGUCACCUUCAAUUUGCCUUUCGAUGCACCAACAUCUAUUGAAACUCCACGAACCGCGCCGAAGGUGUCAUUUCAAACAGCAUCUUGACCAAUCAUUUUAUGAGAAGAUGAUAAAGAAAUCGUGCUUCUCGUUAUUCGAUGAAAAAUCCGAUGGAAUAAAGGUGCCACGCUUUUAUAUGCAUGUAAAAAGAGGAAACGUAUUUAAUCAUUCGUAUGAAGAAAUAAUUUUCUUUAUCGCGAAACAUUUGUACAGCAUUUGGCUUGACCGAACGCGCUAUUUAAAUAUUUCUAAUUGUUUUCUGUAAAAUAUUCGAUUGCGAUUACGAGUUAAACGGUGUUAGAUCUAUACGUAGUUAUAUCGUAAUAUUUACAGUACUCUAAAAUUGACUUGUUUUCUUUUUCUAUUUAACGAUAGAGAUAGAAUAUGAGAGAGGAAUACUAUUUCAUCUGACAUUGGCUUACGAAAGAAGACGAAUAACUCUGAUAACGUUUGCUUUAAGAAAAUUACCUGCACUCAUAUUAAAAUUAAUUCCGCAAAUGGUUACUUAAUUAUUCCGUGGAAAAAUAGUGAAAAUUUCUGCCAUAUUUCGUAAAAUCACAAUUCUAGCCAUUAUUUUAAACGCUACGUUUAUUUCAAGAUAAUACACGUUUUUUUAUUCUUAUCUUCCUAAUUUAUCUAAUUUUACGCUUCAGACGGGAAAACACGAACUAUAAUCAUGUUUUUCCAAUUUACAACUAGAUGUAAUCUUUUUCAAUUUUCCUUCAAUUAUUGCGAAAUAGUCGUGAUCGCGUGUUAUUUUGCGCUCAACCACGAUAAAGAUAGAUUUUUUAAUCCCUAACUAUCAUGUGUGAAAGUCUUCCGUAUUGUAUAUUUAAAAAAUUGAACAAUUAAUACAGUUGAACGUGUCGAAUUAAAUGUUUUACUAUUAUUCGAUAUUAGAUGAAGAGGAGAGAAUUAUUGUUUGCAACAGAUACAAACGAUAACGUUGCGGUAAUAUUAUUACAGGAUGGUAAUAUUAAAAUAAAAUUAUUCAUAGAGGGUGCAAUUUCACUUAUAAUAGUUUUUAAGGAUUAACGUUGAAUCGUGUAAAUAUAGGAUUCAGUAUUGAAAGUAUUGAAGGAUUUCGAUUCGUUUCACCUAUAAAUAACGUUUGCGUAACCGCGCGAUGCCAAUUGACGGAAAUGCUUUGCUCGGAAAAUGAAACUUUAUUCGAAUGUUUCCAUGAAUAAUCAGCAGAAGGUUUCAUACGAGAAAUUUUCAUCGUGACUAUAUGAUCCUGACGGAGAAUUGCGAGCAUUUACAUAUGGUUCUACUAUUUUGUAUGUACGUGUAAAAUUAAUCUUUCCAGAUGUGCAUGAGAGUAUCGGUUGAAUUGAAUCAAACGACGAGAUCCAAUUUUAUUUGUUAUUCGGUAUAAGUUAUUAAGAACUUUAGCCGUUUUGUAACAGAAAUAUAUGUUUUGUCAGUAUGUUCAAAUUAAUAAUAAAUUAACAAUUUGAAGCAACACCCAUUAUGUUUCCUGU
Molecule: messenger RNA, 4055 nt
Organism: Bombus pyrosoma
Lineage: Eukaryota; Metazoa; Arthropoda; Insecta; Hymenoptera; Apidae
Product: sodium-independent sulfate anion transporter-like
Exons: 9
Coding region: 839-2350 (503 amino acids)
Biological process (GO): transmembrane transport
Cellular component (GO): membrane
Molecular function (GO): sulfate transmembrane transporter activity
Source: RefSeq, a predicted model, not a curated record